Molecule: messenger RNA, 1224 nt
Organism: Sclerotinia borealis F-4128
Lineage: Eukaryota; Fungi; Ascomycota; Leotiomycetes; Helotiales; Sclerotiniaceae
Source: the annotation of a GenBank genome assembly
AUGGCACAACCAUAUCCAACUCUUCCCAUUGAGGGUUUCGGUAAUGGAGACGGGAACCUAUUUCCACCCGACUCAAUGGAAGAAAUCAAAGAAAUGGUCACACGUCUUUGCCUCGAAAUCAAUUUCGCACGCAAUAUCGAUCGCUGCGAAAAGAUCACGGGCGGCAAUAACCACAUCAUCCUGUUCACCUGCCUUCCUCUCUCGGCAAAGUAUCAGGGCCAACGAAUCGCCUGCGUCCUCCGCACUUGUCUAAAAUUAUUCUUCCGGUCCAACCCACCCACCGAUAUGGAAAUCAAGUCUUUAGUAGCUCUCACCCACAAUUUCCGCACACAAGCCCGCUUGCCCAUUCCCUCGACACUCGCCUACGAUUGUACCUACGAAAAUGCCAUUCGGUCUCCUUAUAUGAUUCAGGAACGUGUCAGGGGUCAAACGCUGGAACAUGAAUAUUUCAUGCUCUAUGCAGAUCUCGAGUACGCUAAUCCUCGCAAUGCUCGUUUGCAACAACGAUGGCAAUAUGCAAAGUGCGUGGCGGCGUUCGUGGCUGCUAUGGAGAGACCCAUGCUUCCGGGUUACGGAAUAUUCAAAGCGGAGGCCGGUAUGCCGGAUAAAGGUACAAGUGUAGAUAUUGGUUUCUCCAUAACACGAGAUAAUAUUGAUGGGAGGAAAAUCUCGAUCGAACCGGUCUUUUCCGCUUGGGUCGACGAUGUUUUGAAUACUCAGGUGGAUAGAGUACAUGAUGUUUCCAAGAAAAUCUCACCAGAAGAAGCAUCUAAAAUUUUGAAGCUUCGCCUGAUCGGCUCGCAGAUGGCGGUCAAAGGUCUCCUGACUACAGAUGAACCGGCCGUGUUAUGGCACGCAGACUUUUAUCCGAGGAAUAUCAUGGUGCAGAGUAAUAGAUAUGAGACUGUGCUCGCUGGGGUCAUCGAUUGGGACGAUGCUCGGGCCCUUCCACGCAUCAUAACCAGAGCAGCACCUACCUUCCUCUGGGAAAUGUCAAAGAAUCAACUCCAAGCACGGGAAAUCGAAAUUAUCAAAGAAGCAUUUGAUGAAGAGAUAGAGAAGCUAAGCCGGGGUUAUGGAAAUGAUGCGUAUGAGAGUGAGAGAAAAAUGGUUAGGGCCCUGGGUAUAUAUGCAUUGUUUGGACCGGACUUUAUGCAUUGGUAUGAGAUGAGUUUUGAGGGGUUGGUGAGGGGGUGGAAGGCGAGGAUGGUGGGGGGGAGGUGA